GUACGCGGCGAAGGUCAUCCACCUGGCCUCGCUCGCGCGGGCGGGCAGGAAAGAGAAGCAGAUGGCGCUGCUGCGGCGCGAGAUCCACAUCAUGCGCGAGCUGCACCACCCGAGGAUCGUGAAUCUCCACGAGGCCUUCUGGGUCGGUGAGGAGGGGCAGGACUUCGUGUGCGUCAUCGUCAUGGACCUGGCGCCGGGAGGGACCCUCUUCGAGAAGCUGCAGGCGGAGCUGCGGCUGCCGCGGGGCCCGGCGCCCUUCGGGGGCCUCGGCGGCGGCGAGGCGGCGUCGAGGCACGUCGUGGGGCAGCUGCUCACAGGAAUCAGCUACAUGCACGCGCAUAACGUCAUCCACCGCGACCUGAAGCUGGAGAACGUGAUGAUCGUGAGGAGCUUCCCGUCGCCCGAGCACGCGUGCCGGGAGCUGUGCGACGUCAAGAUUGCUGAUUUCGGCCUCUCGAAGGUCUUCGAGCAGUGCGCUGGGGCGCGGCAGCUGGCGGCCAUGCCCCGCAUGACCGCGGUGGGCACGCCCGACUACAUCGCGCCGGAGGUGCUCGACGAGAGCUACGACGAGCGCGCCGACGUCUGGAGCCUUGGCGUGAUCCUCUACGUCAUGCUGUGCGGCGAGUUUCCGUUUCACGUGCGGAGUCUGCGGCCCGACCGCCACAAGCAAGCAGUUUCCAAGGUGCACCACGGCCAGUCGUGGGGCUUCGUGUCCUCGGAGGCCCGCGACAUGGUGCAGGGGCUGCUCAAGGUCAGCGUCGACCAGCGGCUGAGCCUGAGCGAGGGUUCGCGGCACCCGUGGCUGGUGGGCGGGCAGCUCGGGACGGACGUGGCCGAGGCC
Molecule: messenger RNA, 841 nt
Organism: Prorocentrum cordatum
Lineage: Eukaryota; Dinophyceae; Prorocentrales; Prorocentraceae
Source: the annotation of a GenBank genome assembly